GCAAUACUGGUCUAAGUGACAUUUUUUCACAAAAUCACUUUUUUUCAUUUUUUUAUUCAAAUACAUGAAAUACAUAUUCUGUAAAAAUAUUAGGGUUAAAUUUCAAUUUUUUAACAACUUAAACCCAAUAAAUUUAUUAAGACCAUCUCAUGAUGUAAGUUUUCAUAUUUGCAGCAAAAGUCUAUCAUGAGUUAGACCUCUAUUGCACUAAAUAGUUUACAGAUGUUUAAGUCUAACUUGAGUUGGACUUGUACUGCACUACAAAUUUGCACUGUACAUAUUUGCAUUCUUCAGUUGGACCUGUAUUUGACUAUUAUAACUUCAUGUAUAAUGAAAUAUUGAUUUUUUAAACUUAAAUUAUGACAUCAUUGAUGUGACCAGUGAUGUCAUAUGUGUAUAAUCAGUAAUGUAAUAUGAAUGAUGUCAUCUGCUUGACCAUAAUAUUAUACAGAAAAAAACAUCUAAAAGCAAACAUAUCAUAAUAUUAUACAGCAAAAAACAUCUAGGAGCAAACAUAAGGUAAGAUUAAGUUUAUUUUUUUUUAUUAAAGACAUAUAAAUGCUAAGAGAUAAAGUCUUUUUGGUUACAUGUACAUGUUUACAAAGUUCAAAGUACACUGAUGCUUCAAUAUACUGGUAUAAUGAAGUUUAAACUGUUAAUGCUACACUGGUUAACUUAAUAUUGCUUAGUAACAAAAAUGAUUUUCUAUCUAUUAAAACUAAAUAAUAGUUAAUUUUUCAAAAGUAUACAAAAGCAUUAAUCUAUAAUAAUAUUGUAUUACUAAACUAAGAUUUUUAAAAAUAUUUAAAUGCGAUUUUGGCUCAAAUUCUAUAUUUUGUCACACUUCUUUCAAUAUGAAUUAGCACAAUUAUAAAUUAACACAUAAAUUAGGCUUCACAUUUGAAUUUCUUAGUUUAAUAAAGAAAACAAACUUUUUAACACUAAUGUGCAGUCUCAUAAUAAUUCACUUUUCAUCAGUUCCCACAUUUUUUCUUAUAGGAAUAUGGCAACAAUGAUUGGCUCAUUCCAUCAAGGGCACUUUAAGUUUAAAGGUGCUGGAAAACAGUGUGUUUGUAAUAGUCUCGUGGCAAUGUUAUAUUCAAAGGAACUUUGCCCAAAAAAAUGGAAAACCUCUGAUAUAGAUACUUUACUUGAAGAAGGCGAUAAAAUGUAUAUGUUGAUUCAUGGCAGAAAUGAGCAUGACCACUUGCUUAUAUCAGAUAUUCCAAAAAAUGUCCAUUACAAAAAAGAAGUCUACAACAUGCAUAUUCAUCAAGUUUGGAGUGGUACAAUGGACAGAGUUACAAGUCAAAAACCAUUCAUGUCACUUGAAGACUCGAUCAAAAGCAUUCAAUCAUUUUGUUUCUUUACAAUUGGCUGUUAUACAACUGCAAUUAUGAACAAUGGAGAUGAUCUUUACUUAUUUGACCCUCAUAGCCGAAAUGAAAUGGGCAUGAGUUGCCCAGAGGGACAGGCAAUUCUAUCAUGCCAUAAAAAUGUAGAAAGUCUCUGUUUAUUUUUAAGGCAUCUAUCAGCAACAAUAUAUAGAGAAAAAUCUGUUGUUUUUGAAUCAACUCAUGUUGAUUUCUGUUGCGAUAGUGAAAGUGAUGUAGCGUCAAGUGAUUUUGAUGGGUUUUCAACUGUAACAGAUGGUGAAUAUACCUGCAUUCUAUACAUGGCAAAUGAAAAUAUGAAGGUCAAAAUGCAACAAAUUGACGUUGAAAAUGAAAGUGUUUCUAGUAUUGAAAAAAAUUCUGUAAGUGAUGAUUCCGAAGUUUUAUCGUGUGAAAAUACUAGUCCUGAAGAGUUUUUUGUAGCUGAAAAGAUUAAUUUGCCCUCAAGUGAAGGAAAUAUUAGCAAAGAUAGUGCUGAAUUUAACAUCAAUUUAAAUGAUUCUUUUGUUGAUAGAGUUAUACAGGAAGGUUUAAUGAAUGAAAGCAAUGAUUUCACAAUGAACUUUGACUUGUUAAACUUCUCUGAUGAUGAUAAUGUACCUCUAAGUUCUGUAAAACAAAAAAUUUCCAAAAACAAAAUUCUAACUGAAGAUGAUGUACCUCUAAGUUCUUUGAAACAAAACACUGCAAAAAAUAAAAUUCUUACUGAAGAUGAUGUACCUCUAAGUUCUUUGAAACAAAACACUGCCAAAAACAAAAUUCAAACUGAAGGUGAAAUACCUCUCACAUCAAUAAAACAAAAAAAUGCCGAAAACCAAAAUCUAGCUUCAGGUGAUGUCCAAAACCAGAAUCUAUCUGAAGAUGAUGAACACAAAAAUGAACAUAUUGGACAUAAUAACAGAGGUAAAACAUCUGAUGAAACUGUAGAACAUCUUCAAGAAACUGAAAAUAGUACAAGUAUGAAUGAAGUAUCUGAUAAGGAGGAAUAUAGGGGAAGGAAGCGGUUAAGAAAGGAGAGUUUAUGGAAGAGAACUUUAGCUAAGAAAAAAAGAAACUCGGGCAGUCAAUACAAAAGUCUGAAUAGUGGAAAAUUUGUUAGAGCUAGGUUACUGAAAAGGGGUUGCAGUUUUUCAUGCAGAUACAAAUGUCAUAAAAAAAUACCCGAGUCGCAACGCCAAAAGAUAUUUCAUGAAUUCUGGGCACUUGGUGAUAUAAACAGGCAAAGAGAUUACAUUUCUAGUUGGGUAUGCGUAAACCCAAAAAAAUCUAGAACAAAUUUGACAAGAUCCCCCAAAAGAAAUUUAUCAAGAAAAUGGCAGUUUAAAAUUGAUGGCCAGUUUGUAACUGUAUGUAAAACAUUCUUCCUAGACACUCUAGAUAUAAGUCACACAGCUGUUGAUACAGCUUUAAAAAAAGGUUGUAUCAAGGAGAACAAUACAUCCGGUAUAGCAUCACCAGACAAAAGAGGCAGGCAUGAAAAUAGAUACAAUAAAACCCCAGAAAUACAGAUUGGCCAUGUAAAAUCACAUAUCAAAAGUUUCCCCAAAGUUGACUCCCAUUACUGUAGAAAACAUUCCUUAAAAUCCUAUUUGGAACCUGGAUUAUCAGUCCCAAAAAUGUACCAGUUGUAUUUGCAAGAUUGUGGAAAGAAAGAUUUAGUUCCCGUCUCCCUGAGUGUGUAUAGAAAUAUAUUUGACCACCACUUUAACAUUGGUUUUUUCAAACCUAUAAAAGAUAGGUGUGACUUUUGUUCUCGAUAUAACAAUUCUUCAGAGAAAGAGAAGGCAAACAUGGUUAAAGAAUAUGAAGUUCAUAUACAGAAUAAAAAUCUUAUGAGAGAUUCAAAAGAAACCGAUAAAGCCAGAGCAAAGCACGAAAGCAAUGUAUGUGUUGCAUGUUUCGACCUUCAGCAGGUUCUCCCUACUCCCCAUAGCAACGAAUCUAUUAUGUAUUACACCCGCAAACUUUGUACAUUUAACCUGUCUGUUUAUGACCUUGGCACCAAAGAUGGUUCCUGCUACAUUUGGCAUGAGGCAAUUGCUGGCAGAGGUUCGAAUGAGAUUGCCUCUUGCAUGUUCAAAUACUUGAGAAGUCAGUCUUUUAUUGGAAAAAGAGAAGUUAUCUUAUAUUCCGACAGUUGUGGGGGCCAAAAUAAAAAUAGAAAUUUCUUAACAAUGCUAAGUUAUGCAAAAAAGAAAUAUAAGUUUGAAAAAUUGCAGCACAAAUUUUUGGAACGUGGACAUACACAGAAUGAAAAUGAUUCAAUUCAUGCAAGUAUUGAACGUAAAAGCAAAAACAUUUCCAUUUUUACGACUCCACAAUGGGCUGCAGUUAUAAAGGCUGCCAGAAGUAAACCCUAUCAUGUUUAUGAAUUAGACACAAAUGAUUUUUUAAACUUUAAAAUCAUGUCUGAGUCAGUACCAAACCUAGAUUUGGAUGUUGAUGGACAAAAAAUCAUGUGGCAAAAGAUCAAGGUAAUAACACUUGAAAAACAAGAUAGUAACAUUAUUGAAGUCCAGUACAGUGACAAUUCUUCUGUUGUGAUCAACCUUGCGGUGAGGGUAACC
Ruditapes philippinarum (Manila clam) is the source of this 3961-nucleotide messenger RNA. RefSeq lists its product as uncharacterized. The transcript has a single exon. The record is from RefSeq and is a predicted model, not a curated record. The annotation marks the transcript as partial. NCBI's taxonomy places the organism in Eukaryota, Metazoa, Mollusca, Bivalvia, Venerida, Veneridae.